CCCCGCCCCGGCAGCGCGGCCUGUGCGGAGCGGCCGCGGCCACGGCCACGGUGCGGGCAGGUGGAGCCUUUUUCCUCCAGGAUGGCAUCGAGGCUGGUUCCAAAGGUGAAUUCCAAACAGGGAGGAUCUCCAUGCAGGGAGAAGCAGGUGGCUCUGCUCAGCCCCCUGGGCAGGAUCGAGAUCUCGGGGUGUGAAUCGGGCGUACAUGAAAUCAAACUUCCCAAAACGAGCCUGCUGCCAAGUGGCAGGGCAGAGCCCUGGGUGGCUUGCGAGGUGUGCGAGGGGCCCGAGGAGAUGCCGGAGCCCCUGCAGCAGUGCACGGCCUGGCUCCGAGCCUACUUCUGCGAGCCAGCGACCACAGAGACCCUGCCCGUGCCAGCCUUGCACCACCCCCUGCUCCAGAGAGAUUCCUUCACCAGGCAGGUGCUGUGGACCCUGCUGAAGGAUGUCAGGUUUGGGGAGGCUGUUUCCUACAAGCAGCUGGCAGAUCUUGCUGGCAACAGCCGGGCAGCCCGAGCCGUGGGGGGAGCCAUGAGGAGCAACCCGAUCCCCAUCCUCAUCCCGUGCCACAGGGUGAUCUGCAGCAGCGGGGCCAGCGGGAACUACGGCGGGGGCCAGCAGAUGAAGGAGUGGCUGCUGUCCCACGAGAAGCUGCAGAAGGAGAAGUUGGCGCGUCCGGGCGGCCGCUGAGCAGCCACAGCGCACAGCCACGGCUCCUUGGCUCGUAACGAGCUCUCAGAGCACCCAGCAGAACUCAGGGAAAUGGUAAAUAUUUGAGUGACACGUAAAUAUAAUGCAACAUCCAAAGUGAAAUGUGUGGUGGCACCACUAUAUUAAAGAAGCGGGAUGCGUCCUGGGGGAGGCAGCUCGGCUGCCCUUUCUUGUUUUUACAUUUUACAGCAGAAUGACUACAGCGAUCCGGGCCUGUUGUGCAUGGAUUUUGUUCCCAUCUCCAGCCCUGUUUUGUUCUAUUUUUAAUGUCCAUUAAAGCAGGGAUAAGGGAGUGGGAGGGACGUGGCAAAUGUGAGGUGGAAGCUUCCCCCUGAGGAGGAUUCUGGCUCGCGGCGAGUGGCCCAGCCUGGCACGUCCCUGCCCAGCUCCCCCUCCCCACUUUGGGGCAGAAAAUGGUGUUUUACCUGCCCAGGGGUUCAGGGAGCACAGUGGGAUCUGUGCAAAAGCAGACAGCUGUUGAAUUCCUUACUCCUGCCUUUUCUUUUUGGAUGGGGACAUGGGAAUUUUUUUUUUUUUUUUUUUUGCGUAGAGGAGGGGAAGUGGUGUUGCCGACAAAUUGUAUAUUUUGGAUAAGCAGUUUGAUUAGCCAAACUUGGCAAAAUACUGAAAAGCUCAGCAUAGUUGCUUCUUUAUCAGCAGCACAUUCCUUUAUCACUUGAGUUUUCCUUCAGAUUUCCAUGUUUCUCUGUUAUCCAAAGCUUUAUUUCCUGUAGCCUCUCCAUUGGAAGGAUUCAAGAGACAUUAAAGUUAAAUUUUGAGGUGGUUUUAGCAGGGUUCUCUGCAAGUACGAGCCACCAGAAGCUGAAAUUUCCAGUAUGGGAAUCGUAAAUUGUAACGUGGAAAUACUGAUUUUUUUAUGUGUUUUAUCAUAUUUUCAUGGAUGUCUCUUUAGAAAGGCCAUUGCUGCCCCCCAAAAAUGAUUGUGUGGCAAUGCGUUAGUUAAUCCAGGAUUAUUGAUACCUCGGAAUUACUUCAAUAAAAAAACUGCUUUGCA
This is a messenger RNA of Taeniopygia guttata (zebra finch), 1726 nucleotides long. The record is from RefSeq and is a predicted model, not a curated record. Lineage: Eukaryota; Metazoa; Chordata; Aves; Passeriformes; Estrildidae.